AUGGCCGCCUCGCUGGACCAGGCGCCCGAGAUGGCGCAGGUCAAGGUGGUGUUUACGACGACGGACGAGAACAUUCAGCUUCCAGAAUCCAAGCGCCAGCUAAUCGUGCCAGCAGACAUCCGCCGCUAUGGUCUCUCCCGCAUCCUCAACUCCGAGUCUAUGCUCGCGACCGAGCGUCCGAUCCCGCUCGACUUCCUCGUUGACGGUGCCUUUUUGCGCUCGACCCUGGCCGACUAUCUGCGCGACAGCGGUCUCUCGGGCGAAACCACGGUGACCCUGCAGUAUGUGCGCAGCCUAAUCCCGCCGGCCUUUGAGGCCAGCUUCCAACACGACGACUGGGUCAGUGCGGUCGACGUGGCUCCCGGUCGCUUGCUCUCGGGCUCCUACGACGGUCUGCUGCGCCUCUGGAACACCUCGGGCCACGUCACCGCCGUCUCGCCCGAUGCAGCCCACGGCGGCCACACAGCCGGCAUCAAGGCUGCUCGCUUUGUCACGUCCUCUCAGAUCGCCUCCGCCGGCAUCGACCGCACCGUCCGGAUAUGGAAGGCUCCCGUGCUCGAGAACGAUGCCGUGGAUGCGAUGGACACCGAUACCGAGACCAUCCAGCUGCUGCGGCCCACCCUGGAGCUGUAUGGCCAUAAGGCUAGCGUCGAUGCCGUGGCCACCGACAGCACCGCCCGCCGCGUCCUUACCGCCUCGGCCGAUGGCCAGAUCGGCGUCUGGACCACCAGCAAGGCCUCGGCUCCGGCUGCCCCCGAGUCUCUCUUGCCCGGGGCAGCUGCUGCUGCUGCCAAGCGCCGCAAAGUUGCCUCCUCGGCUCCCGACGUCCCGCGCCGUGGUCCCCUCGCUCUCAUCGCCGCCCACAAGGGCCAGCCAGCCACUGCUGUCGCGUUUGACCCGCGCGAUCGCACCGUCGCCUACUCGGCCGGCCAGGACGGCGCUGUCGCCACGCUCGAUCUCACCACCGGCCAAGUUGUCGCCACCGUCGCCACGUCUCACGCCUUGCUCUCUCUCUGCGCCGUCGGCAGCUCUUCUGCCAGCGGCAUCGCCACCACCACCUCCAGCUCAUCUCCCCUGCUCGCCGUCGGCAAUGCUGCCCGCAAUAUCGUCCUCGUCGAUCCCCGCGAGUCCGUCGCCACGACUGCCGUCAUGACCCUCCGCGGUCACGUCAACAAGGUCGUCGCUCUCGCUGCUGCUCCCGACAACAGCUACUCUCUUGUCUCCGCUUCGCACGACGGCACUUGCCGCAUCUGGGACCUUCGCAGCAGUCGCCGCGGCCUCCAGGACGGCGACGACGACAGCCAGCAGCCUGGCCUCGGCGCUGGACCUGCUGUCAGCGAGGCCGUCUACGUCAUCGACCGUGAGGGCCGCGAGGGCAAGGCCCGUCCGCUCGCCGGCGAGGGCGUCAAAGUCUUCGAUCUCGUCUGGGACAAGACCUGGGGCAUCGUCAGCGGCGGCGAGGACAAGCGCGUGCAGAUCAACCGUGGCCGCGACAUCGUCGCCCAGGAGGCAUAG
Messenger RNA from Grosmannia clavigera kw1407, 1515 nucleotides. Its product is annotated as microtubule associated protein. The transcript has 2 exons. Gene Ontology annotation, cellular component: preribosome, large subunit precursor. Bases 1 to 1515 code for a protein of 504 amino acids. Lineage: Eukaryota; Fungi; Ascomycota; Sordariomycetes; Ophiostomatales; Ophiostomataceae. Gene Ontology annotation, biological process: ribosome biogenesis. The record is from RefSeq and is a predicted model, not a curated record. Gene Ontology annotation, molecular function: protein binding.